AUGGCGAUUUACGAAGACUCCCGCGAUGCGCUGCUACAAGCGGCCAAGGACGGGUCUCUCGACGAGCUCACGGCGCUUCUGGCCAAGUGCGGUUGCAUCGAUGCCAAGGACGACGUGGGCCGGACGCCAUUGUACAUUGCCGCCAGCAAAGGCCACAUUGAGCUCGUGCGCGAGCUUCUCGCGCAGUCGAACGUCAACGCGCAGACGCGGGAAGGCGCUACGCCACUUUUGAUCGCGUGCCAGUAUGGCCAUGUCAACGUUGUCCAACUGCUCGUCGACUGCGCCGACGUCAACAUUGCCGCCAACGACGGCGUCACGCCUCUGUUUAUGGCCGCGCAGGUCGGCUCGCUCGAGAUUGCGCGUCUCCUCUUGGAGAAGAAGGCCGAUGCGACCAAGGCCAUGCACAAUGGCGCAACACCGAUCGUCGUGGCCGCGCAGAACGGGCACGCUGCCAUGGUCCAGCUGCUCUUGCCGCACGCGCGCCCGACGGUCGCAAUGGACGGCGGUGCCACAGCACUGCUCCUCGCCACGCAGCACGGGCAUCAAGACGUCGUCCGUGCGCUCCUCGACGCCGUCAACGACGUCGACAUUCCGCUCUCGGAUGGGACGACGCCGCUUCUCCUGGCGUGUGCCAAGGGCGAGCUGGCGAUUGUCGAGCUGCUUCUCGUCAAAGCCGACCUCAAAAAGACGCGCCAGGACGGUGCGACGGCCCUCGCCCUCGCAGCGCAGUACGGGCACACGGCGGUGGUCGACUUGCUCUUGGCCCAAGGCAACUGGUCGCUGGACGCGGUGACCAGCGCGCUGCUCCUGGCCGCCCAGCACGGCCACAUGGCCGUCUUCAAGCAGCUCUCGACGUUCUCGCCCAAGUCGCUGCAUCACACGAUAGAGGACGGGACCUCGGCGCUGAUCGUGGCGGCGGCGUGCGGUCAGACUGCAAUCGUGGACCUGCUACUCGCCGCCGACGUCGACUUGCUGGCGGCCACCAAGACGGGUGCAACAGCCCUCAUGGUCGCCACCGAGCACGGCCACGUCGGUCUCGUCACCACGUUGCUGCCGAAAUACCCGUCGACGGCCGCCACGAUGCGCAACGGUGCCACGCUGCUGCACAUUGCAGCGCAGAAUGGACACAUGGCGCUCGUCGACGUCUUCUUGCCGCUCACCGACGUCGACGCCGAGACGCUGGAUGGCACGACGCCGCUCAUGCUUGCAGCGGCGAAAGGCCAUGGCCACGUGGUGCGGUCGCUCAUCAAGGCCGGCGCCAACGUCAACAUCAUCUCGGAUGCGCAGUCGUUUGCGCUGCUGGCGGCGGCGUCGCACGGCCACGCCGACGUUGUGAGCCAGCUCGUGGACGCCGGCGCCAGUGUGCAGCAGGCGACGGACGACCGCGCGACGUCGCUCAUCGUCGCAGCUGCGAAAGGCCAUGCCAAGUGCGUCGAGGUCUUGCUCGCGCAUGGCGCCAGCAUCGACCACACGAUGAAGGACGGGAGCUCGGCGCUGUUUGUGGCGGCCGCGAGUGGUCAUCUGGACGUCGUCCGGCAGCUGCUACAAGCGGGUGCGAAUGCGCACCAAGCGAUGAAGGGCGGGAUGACGCCGUUGACGGUCGCGGAGCAGUGCCACCACCACGAGGUCGGCGCGCUCCUCAUCAAGCACGGCGUAUAG
Molecule: messenger RNA, 1659 nt
Organism: Saprolegnia diclina VS20
Lineage: Eukaryota; Oomycota; Saprolegniomycetes; Saprolegniales; Saprolegniaceae
Exons: 14
Coding region: 1-1659 (552 amino acids)
Molecular function (GO): protein binding
Source: RefSeq, a predicted model, not a curated record